Chaetomium globosum CBS 148.51 is the source of this 1065-nucleotide messenger RNA. RefSeq lists its product as uncharacterized. Gene Ontology annotation, biological process: retrograde vesicle-mediated transport, Golgi to endoplasmic reticulum. Gene Ontology annotation, cellular component: endoplasmic reticulum; SNARE complex. Lineage: Eukaryota; Fungi; Ascomycota; Sordariomycetes; Sordariales; Chaetomiaceae. The coding region runs from base 1 to 1065 and encodes 354 amino acids. The record is from RefSeq and is a predicted model, not a curated record. The transcript is spliced from 3 exons.
AUGGCCGACCUGACAACGGCGUUCAACGCCCUCCUUAAGGGCCAUGAGGCGCCUCCUACAAAGUCGUUUGGCAUUGAUACGGCCGACGAGUUUCUCAAGGAGGCGUAUCGGAUAAACUCCCUCAUCGCACGAUUGCAUUCCGAACUCCGCAAUUUGCGUCAGGCGUACCUCUCGACUGCUCCUGCGCGCAAAACACACUUGCGGACCGCCGCAUCCCGCUCUGCGCCUUCGCAGCAUGCCGCUCUUACGGACCGAGACCGCGAGGAGAUCGACGCCAAUGCAAAGAUGACCAUCCGCGACCUCAAUGCCCGUAUUCGCGCUCUCGAAGAUGCCGAGCAGCUCCGUCAAAAUACCGAAACCGCCCUGCUCCGGAAACGAUUGUCUCGCGGCUUCGGCGCUCUGGGGUCUUGGGCGGCCGGGGACGGGGCACGCAGUGAGCAAGCUACCCUCGAGGCCGCCGCUCGCCAGCUUGGAGCCCACAGAGAAAGUGUAAUCUUGUUCUUGCGGGCGAGGCUGCAGGAGACAGCGCGGACACAGCAGCGCAUGAUGGAGACUCGCUUGACUAGGGAGAUGGAGAAGAACAGGAGCGUCCUGGCGAAGGCUAGGGGGCCAGUCAUGCCCAUGGGGUUAUACGGCGCCGCGAAUCACGGCGCAGGGGAACUGCCAGCCGGAGCAAUCUCGAAUGGCACGGGGUUGUCGGUACAAGAAGAGGAAGAGAGGAAGAAGCCAGUGACGGACAACCUCACAGACGACCAGAAGCAACUAUUUGAGAAGGGCAACCAGGACAUGCUGAAGCAUCUCGAGGGCACAUUGGAUAAAGUCAGGACGGCCGAGAGCUCUCUCAUUGAGAUUGCCGAACUCCAGAACAUGCUCGUCAAUAACCUCACUGCACAGUCGGCCCACAUUGACCAGCUGGUUGCCGAUUCGUUCGAGACCACCGAGGGCAUCGGCAAAGGGAACAAAGAAUUGAAGAAGAGCGUGGGCAAGGCUAGCCCGGCCCGCUACACCUUUUUUGCCGCGGCAGGAUUAUGCACCGUACUCGUUCUGUGGGAUUUGGUCAUAUAG